This is a messenger RNA of Heterostelium album PN500, 891 nucleotides long. RefSeq lists its product as uncharacterized. NCBI's taxonomy places the organism in Eukaryota, Evosea, Eumycetozoa, Acytosteliales, Acytosteliaceae. Bases 1 to 891 code for a protein of 296 amino acids. The record is from RefSeq and is a predicted model, not a curated record. The transcript is spliced from 4 exons.
AUGACAUCGCUAUUCAAGAGUAGUCAGUUUCUGUUGUCACAGACAGCCACUGCCCAAAUGAGAAAAAACCUACUAAAUCCAAUCAUGAUGGUAGUCCAUGGCAAUAACUUCCUAGAUUCAUUGAAAACCAAUAAUAAUACUGAUUCAUCAAAACAAAUAUUGGAAAGUAUUAGAAUUACAAUGCAAGAUGAAGCAAAAAAGAAAAGUGAAAUAAAUGCUAAAGAAUGGCUGCAAAAUCUGCACAAAAAGAAUGGCACAGAACACCUGAGUCUUUCGAGAUGCAAUUCACCAUUCUCUGCAAAGAAGCAAGCACCCGCUCCAGUCAGUAAUCCAGAGUUGGUUUUGGUUUCGAGCGAGUUGAACGAUAAAAGUCACCAAUCUUGGAAGUUCACCAACGACGCUGGUCCGGAAGGCAAAAUCUGUCUUACAGCCAAUCCGAGAGCACCGGUCAACGAUUAUCUAUUAUGGAAGAAAAUCGCAUUGGGCGACGUCCGUGAGAGAUUCAAGGAGGCCUUGGAGAGAAUGAGAGACUUUACCAUCCUAAACAUACACCAAAUGGAUCUAAUUCCAAAAUCCUCGCAAAUGACAUUCUUGAACAAUUUGGCAGAGGCCGAGAAUUUUAUUCACAUGGAUGUUAUGUUAUCGACAAAGAAAGAUCUUGAUAGAUUAUAUGAUUUCCUCAAUCUACCAAGAGACUAUGGUCUUAAUCCAAGUCAGGUUAGAGUUGCUCUUCAGAUUUUAAAUGCAACAGCUCUUGCAUGGAUUGAUAUGCCGAUUUCAAGGCCAUCAAGCUCCAAUCAAGCAUUAAAUACAGAAUAUAUUAAAUUAUCCAAAGAACUGUAUGAAUCUCUUUUGGAUUCAAUGAUUUGCUCAGCCAAUUACAUUGAAUAA